GUUGGAAGGGACCACUUCCAGAAGUACACAAGGCGUCUGUCACAGCAUUUCUUCAACUCACUAUUGGAUUCUGUUGGUUUAAAUCUUUGCGAAUUGGCAUGUAUAUAUCCUAUUACAUGUUUAUUGACGCAUCUUUGAAAUCGACCGUAAUGACUCGCAGUGUAAUCCGCCUUUGAGUCUCAGUGAGAAAGGCGGACUGAUGAUAUAAAGUUUAGCUCUGGGGUACGUACCUACCCUACUUACAAAAGCCAGGAGGGAGCGCAGUAUGAACUACAACCCCCAGCAUUCUUUGGUCCGGAGGAGAUUUCCAGCAUGGCCGCGGCCACGGGUGCUUCAGACUCAGAAAGCGGCGGCGAGGAGGAGCGGGAGCGGCUUCGGGAAGCGGUCUGGGAUGUGGCGCCCCAGCGAGCGGCAGCUGAUCUGGAGUCUUCGGACGGUAACUUUUUGAAGAGCAAGCUGCCGUCAACUGUAUCCAGUAUCAGAUAUAAGGCCAGUGACCGUGGGUCGGAUCAAAAUGAACUGCAGACCACUCCAGAAUUCCGAGCACAUGUUGCAAAGAAACUGGGAUCCAUCUUGGACAGCUAUAUCACCAUCUCGGAGCACGUGUCAGGAUGUGCGCAGACUUGCAGAAAAGCCUCGGAAACAGAUGAUGACAGCUUUCGUCUCUUUUCCUCAUCUGUCCCAGGAGACAGUGAAAAGCCAGAACCUUCACCUUCGCGAAGAAGACAACUUCAGCAUUCCAGCUCCAGUGAGACAGAUGAAGACCAAGAAUGGCAGAGAUGCCAAGAAGCUGCUGUGUCAGCAGCAGACAUUCUAAAGCAAAGCAGCUUGCAGGCAACGCUCCAGGUGCCCAGCAAUGGCCAAAGGUGCCAAACUGCAGAAUCCAGCCAGAAGAAGAAAAAGAGAAAGAAGAAGACAAAAGUAAAAGAAGAGUGUGACAGUGAACGGGACAUAAUAGAAAGAGACCAUAAGAACAAGGUUGGUGUUUUGGCUGAGAUGUCCCCAUGCCUCAGUGGGGCAUGUGAAAGAGAAGAGCAUGUAUCUGUGAAGGAUAAUGGGUUUUCUAGAGAGGCAAUGGUGGUCAAGAAAAAGAAGAAGAAAAGGAAGAAGAUAGAAACAAGGACAGAAUGAGAAUACCAUCUGACUCUCUAGCAGAAUAUAGGUCUUGAUGGGGGUGUCCCGUGGUCAGAGGAAAUACAGUCAUCAAUUUUUGUAUUUUAUAACCUCAAAGGACUGGUGGCUGUCCCUACUGUGUGGGGCAUUUAUGUUAUGGGAAUUGCUCUCCAGUGAAUGUUUUGACAUUGGAGGAAUCUGCAUUCUGUUCAAACUUUACAUCAAGACAUCCAGAGAUGACUAUCGUGAGCUGCAUCUUUUUAUCCUUUGAUGGAAACCCCAGGACCAGAGUGGCCUGCACAAGCUGUAGCUCACCAUUCUGAAUGCAGCCUGUCAGCUGAGUAUCAGGCUUGCUGGGUAUUUGACAGCCCUGUCUGCUUUGCAUUCCCAAGCAGGCAGCAAAAUACACGUGGUUUAUGGAGCCCCUCAGCAUACAUGACUGGCUAGCUGGCUUAUAUUCGACUUGGUGAAUUACGGACUGCGAAGGCCUUACUGAUCCCCAGGCAUACAAGAAACUGAUGCAGCAUGUGGUGGGAAAAGUCCCUAUGGAAAAGUUCUGGAAACUCAUUGCUUCCCUCCCUCUCAUUUUUUGCAGCUGAAUUCCUUUGGGAUAUAAUGUUCUAGUUCUUCUGUUAUUUUAGACAUGGCUCUUCUCUGCAUCUCCUUACCACCAU
Eublepharis macularius is the source of this 1787-nucleotide messenger RNA. RefSeq names its product chromosome 13 C12orf43 homolog (gene C13H12orf43). The record is from RefSeq and is a predicted model, not a curated record. The transcript has 7 exons. NCBI's taxonomy places the organism in Eukaryota, Metazoa, Chordata, Lepidosauria, Squamata, Eublepharidae. Bases 313 to 1131 code for a protein of 272 amino acids. Gene Ontology annotation, biological process: Spemann organizer formation; negative regulation of Wnt signaling pathway; Wnt signaling pathway.